Quercus robur (English oak) is the source of this 3419-nucleotide messenger RNA. RefSeq names its product SCY1-like protein 2 B. The transcript is spliced from 14 exons. The coding region runs from base 243 to 3026 and encodes 927 amino acids. Gene Ontology annotation, molecular function: ATP binding; protein kinase activity. Gene Ontology annotation, biological process: protein phosphorylation. NCBI's taxonomy places the organism in Eukaryota, Viridiplantae, Streptophyta, Magnoliopsida, Fagales, Fagaceae. The record is from RefSeq and is a predicted model, not a curated record.
CUCGCUCUCGUACCCACCCAGUCUCGCUCUCGUACCCACCCAGUCUCCACAGAAAGAGAGAGAGAGAGAAAGGAAACAGUACAUCCCCUCUGAUCUACGAAGGAAACCUCAAUUCCCUCUUCUUCUAAUUUUAGCUAUAUUUUCACAAAUUCACAAAAUUGUCAAAUAUUCAUCCAAUUUUUUUUUGUAUGAAGUUAGUUUGAUUUUAUAGAAAAUUCAAACAGAGAAAACCAAAGCCAAAAAUGUCGUUGAAUAUGAAAACCCUAACGCAAGCUCUAGCGAAGACCGCGGCGGUGAUCGAAAAGACUGUACAGACCACCGUGCAGGACGUGACCGGGCCGAAACCGCUCCAGGACUACGAUCUUCUCGACCCGAUCGGGUCGGCGGGUCCGGGUUUAGCUUGGAGGCUUUAUUCCGCUAAGGCGCGUGACUCCACGCGCCCACAGCAGUACCCGGUGGUGUGCGUGUGGGUGCUCGACAAGAAGGCGCUGUCGGAGGCACGCGCGCGUGCGGGGCUCUCGAAGGCGGCGGAGGACGGGUUUUUCGAUUUGGUGCGCGCGGAUGCGGCGAGGCUCGUGAGGCUGAGGCACCCUGGGGUGGUGCACGUGGUGCAGGCUUUUGAUGAGAGUAAGAAUGCCAUGGCGAUGGUGACGGAGCCGCUCUUUGCGUCGGUGGCGAAUGCGCUUGGGGAUGUGGAGAAUGUGCCUAAAGUGCCUAAGGAACUCAAGGGAAUGGAAAUGGGCUUGUUGGAGGUGAAGCAUGGUUUGCUCCAGAUGGCGGAAACCUUGGACUUUCUCCAUAACAAUGCACGUCUCAUUCAUCGGGCUAUAUCACCUGAGAAUGUCCUUAUUACCUCAAGUGGAGCUUGGAAGCUUGGUGGAUUUGGUUUUGCAAUUUCAACAGAUCAAGCCUCAGGCGAUAUGGCAAAUUUUCCGGCUUUCCAUUAUGCUGAAUAUGAUGUUGAAGAUUCUGUACUACCCCUUCAGCCAUCACUGAAUUACACUGCUCCUGAAUAUGUUCGGAGCAAAGCUUCUUCAGGUGGAUGUUCGUCUGAUAUUUUCAGUUUUGGUUGUCUUGCGUACCACUUGAUAGCUCGAAAGCCUUUGUUCAACUGCAACAACAAUGUCAAGAUGUACAUGAAUACCUUGACUUACUUAUCCAAUGAAGCUUUCUCCUCCAUUCCACCAGAGUUAGUUCCUGACCUGCAAAGAAUGCUUUCUGCAAACGAGUCUUUUAGGCCAACAGCAAUGGAUUUUACAGGUUCUCCAUUUUUCCGGAAUGACACUAGGUUGCGUGCUCUUCGCUUCCUCGACCACAUGCUUGAAAGAGACAACAUGCAAAAGUCUGAAUUCUUGAAAGCAUUAUCCGAUAUGUGGAAAGAUUUUGACUCCCGUGUAUUGCGGUAUAAGGUAUUACCUCCUCUUUGUGCAGAGCUUCGAAAUUUGGUAAUGCAACCAAUGAUUCUGCCCAUGGUUCUCACGAUAGCAGAGUCUCAGGAUAAAAAUGAUUUUGAACUAUCAACGCUACCGUCCCUUGUUCCUGUAUUAAGUACUGCUGCAGGCGAGACACUAUUGCUGCUUGUGAAGCGUGCUGACCUUAUAAUCAACAAGACUAGUCAGGAGCACUUAAUAGCACAUGUACUGCCUUUGAUCAUUCGGGCUUAUGAUGAAAAUGAUGCUCGAAUACAAGAGGAAGUUUUGAGGAAAUCUGCGUCCCUUGCAAAGCAACUUGAUCCUCAGCUAGUGAAACAAGCAAUGUUGCCUCGCAUUCAUGGCUUAGCUCUUAAAACAACAGUUGCUGCGGUUAGAGUUAAUGCAUUGUUAUGCUUAGGAGAGUUGGUUAACACGCUUGAUAAACAUGCUGUUUUGGAAAUCUUGCAAACAAUUCAACGUUGUACAGCUGUUGACCGUUCUCCUCCUACCCUUAUGUGUACCCUUGGUGUUGCAAAUUCAAUACUUAAGCAGUAUGGAGUAGAAUUUGUUGCGGAGCAUGUCCUUCCGCUACUCGCACCUCUUCUUACAGCUCAACAGCUAAAUGUUCAGCAGUUUGCUAAAUAUAUGCUCUUUGUCAAAGAUAUUCUCAGGAGGAUAGAAGAAAAACGGGGAGUUACUGUGACUGAUUCUGGAAUCCCGGAAGUAAAACCUUCCCCUUCUGUUAAUGGGCUUCUGUCCCAAGAAUCAUUAAGCAAAGUAAGUGGAACUGUCAACUCUACAAUGAAGAGCAGCCCUGUAUGGGAUGAAGAUUGGGGUCCAACCACAAAGGGACGUGCAACUUCCCUCCAAAAUUCUACAAACAACAAUCCCUCCACUAACCCUGUUCUGGGUUUUCAACCAAUUCAAGUAACUUCACUGCAGUCACAAUCGUUGAUGAUACCCACAAUAUCCAGUCAUCAAACAGCUGUGUCGUGUCCUCCAGUUGAUAUUGAGUGGCCUCCUCGGGUGUCUUCUGCAGUUACCCCCCAAUUAGAAGAUGGUGAGAAGCAAUUGAAUGCUGGAGCGUCAUCCACUUCAAGUUUUGAUGAUGUAGAUCCUUUUGCUGAUUGGCCUCCGCGACCUACUGGCUCAGUAAGUGGGGCUGGAAUGUAUAACAAUGGCACAAUGGGACAGCCCACCAACAAAUAUGGGCCUAGUUCAGUCUCAAGUACAUCAAACAGUAUGAACUUCCAAAUGAACAAUUGGGGCCUCAAUUCUCACAGUUCUUUUGAGCCAAUAAGAGAGAAUCAAGGGAACCCAACUUUGACUACUGGUAGUCUGGGAGGUGGGGGUAUUAACCCUUUAAGUUCUAUUGCAUUUUUGAAACAAAGCCAGGGUAUACCAGCUUCAGGUACUUAUACUGAUAAGAGAUCGACAGAUAUUGGAUCCAUAUUUGCUUCAAGUAAGAAUGAACAGUCUGCACCUAGACUUGCUCCACCCCCAUCAACUGCUGUGGGUAGGGGAAGAGGAAGAGGGAGGGGGGCCUCUUUAGCCUCUCGGACUAGUCAUACCAAAUCACAAUCUGAACAGCCACCACUUCUGGAUUUGCUAUAAAAGGUGGUGUUGUAACUUUAUUAUUAGUUCAAGAGUAGUGAAAGAAGAGUUUGUGGAUUGGCCCUUGUAGAUCAGCCAUCCAAUGCUGCCAGAGGAAUUUUGUAAAAUUUGUUGGGAGGUUCCAGUUCCCAUAAAUAUGCCAGUCAAGUGCAGCCGCUCUCGGGCAGGUCAGAAGGUUUGUUAUGUAAUGGUUUGUUGUGCCUUGCUUGUAUGUUUUUGUGAUCUAGCCACGAUACUUCAUCAUAAUAUAUACUUUAAAUCUUUCUCUUGUUUAAUUUUGUACCAUUUUGAUAUAUAUCUGGAUAGUGUAUUCUUCAAAACAGUCCCAGCUCCAAAUGACUGGGUUUGGCAAUAAUAAAGUUGGAAGUUUGAUAGGUUACUAUUUCAACAUCA